Molecule: messenger RNA, 2859 nt
Organism: Pseudonaja textilis
Lineage: Eukaryota; Metazoa; Chordata; Lepidosauria; Squamata; Elapidae
Source: RefSeq, a predicted model, not a curated record
GGCUCCCGGAGGGUGGCAGGGCCAAGAUGGCGGCGCCCUGUGGGUGAGGAGAGGCUGGAGCGGUAAACAGCCGAGGGGCGGAGGAGAAGGAAGAGGAAGGGUUCUGUGAUCAUGAAAAAACCAGAUUGUAUAGUGGUGGAAAGGAAGCAACUACUAGCAGUUUGACAGGAGCACCCAUGUAGAACUGGAAGCAACCGUGCCUUGCGUGGACACACGUGUCAUGCCCGUUAGCGCCUAGCGUGAAGCAGGAUGUCUCAGCAAACCAAUAUUGGCGAUCUUCUCCCCAUGCUAGAUUCUCCAGUCCUGGCUGUCCUGGAAGAUAUCAUGGCUGUGUUUAGAGACAACUUGGCUUCAGAUCGUGGGCCCAUGCUGGUGAAUUCUUUGGUGGAUUACUACUUGGAAACCAGCUCCCAACAAGCUUUGCACAUCCUGACUGCUGUCCAAGAGCCACAUGACAAGCACCUUCUCGAUAAAAUCAAUGAAUACAUGAGCAAGCCCUCCACCCGUCUCGCCACUCUUUCGCUCCUUGGCCACGUGAUUAGAAGUCAGCCCUCCUGGAAACAUAAGCUGCCUCAGGCCCCCGUUCUCCUUUCCCUCCUCAAGUGUCUCAAGACUGACACCGACGUCGUAGUCCUCACUACGGGGGUGCUGGUGUUAAUCACGUUGCUCCCCAUGAUCCCUCAGUCUGGGAAGCAGUACCUUCACGACUUUUUUGGCAUCUUCGGCCGCCUUUCAUCUUGGUACCUGAAGAACCCAGGCCACGUGGCAGAGAUCUACCUGGUCCACCUCCACGCUAGCGUGUACGCCCUCUUUCAUCGCCUUUAUGGAAUGUACCCGUGCAAUUUUGUCUCCUUUCUGCGCUCCCAUUACAGCAUGAAGGAAAACCUGGAGACCUUUGAAGAGGUGGUCAAGCCAAUGAUGGGCCACGUCCGUAUCCACCCGGAGUUGGUGACCGGUUCCAAGGACCACGAGCUGGAUCCUCGGAGGUGGAAGAGGCUAGAAACGCACGACGUCGUGAUCGAAUGUGCCAAGAUCUCCCUGGAUCCAGCGGAAGCAUCCUACGAAGACGGCUACUGCCCGGCUGCCCUACAAGCCUGCACGCACCAGUCGCUUCGCCCCGCCGACCCCGACGCCACCCCUUACCCGAUUCCCCCCAAUAGCCUGGCCGCAGGACCCUCAACGUCUACCCCUUACUCUGCUUCUCGGCUGGUCCUCUCCCAGAUACCAGGGCAUCUACCUCACAUCCUGACCCCCCAGCCCUCAAGUUUGUCCACUGAGCCUCAGCAGGCGUCUUUCUGGAGCCCCUCUGCUGUUUGUGGCAUGACCACCCCUCCAACUUCUCCCGGCCUCGUUCUGGAGUCUUUGCAAACUUCUUCCCAGCCUUGCAGCAAGUUCUUCAGCGCAGCCGACGAUUCGGUUCCGAGUUCAGUUCCUGCAACCACUGCUGCACCUUCAAAGAAGGAGGAAAAAGCAGAUCCCACGAGGCCUUUUCUGUCCCGACAGCAAAAUAUCAGAACUUUAGACUCCCAAGGCAGUAAAAAUUCUGUAACUUUAAGCGACCUGCCCAACAUCCUAGAUAAUCUGGAGGCCUCAUGCGAAGACAGCGGAGAGAAAGACCGAGAAGAAGAAGCCAUCUCAAACGAAAUCUCCGAGAUCACCGCCACGGAGGCCGAGCCCAUAGUGCCGAGGGGCGGAUUCGAUUCUCCGUUCUACCAAUCCAGCGAGAAUCUCUCUGGCUCUCGGAAAUCUCAGUCGGUCGCUUCAACCGCCGCGGGGCCGUGUUCGAAUGCCGAGCCUUCGGCCUCUUUCCUGGACCUUUCCGGGCUCGAAGGCCCGCGGGAUACUCCGAAGCAAGCCUUCACGCCCAUCGAGCGGCCCUGCCGGGAUGCCGAAGAGAUUCCCGUGGGAGUCCAGGAACUGUGGGCCUCCCCAGAUCCGGGCCUCUGGACCCCCAGCCCUUGCAAAAUCCCCGCUCGCCAGAGGCCUGGCUUUGGGAGCCAGCAGCUCCCUGGAUACGAGCACCUGUUUGAAGUGGCACUACCUAAAACGGCCUACCUGUUUGUCAGCCGGAAGACGGAAGAGCUGCUGAAAAAAUGCCAGGGGGGACUGGACGACGGCGGCUUCCUUUCUGCGUCCCCUUUGCAUGUCUUAGACCGGCUGCUUCAACACGGGGCGGAUGUUCACAGCAGGGAACUCAGCAAGUUAUCGUUGCCCAGCAGAUCCGCCGAUUGGACUCAUUUUGGAGGUUCCCCUCCUUCCGACGAGAUUCACACCCUCCAGAAUCAGCUGCAGCUGCUGCAUAACCAGCUGCUGUACGAGCGCUUCAAGAGGCAGCAGCAUGCGGUCCGGAACAGGCGCCUCCUGCGGAAAGUGAUCAAAGCGGCCGCCCUCGAGGAACACAACGCGGCCAUGAAAGACCAGCUGCGCCUCCAGGAGAAGGACAUCCAGGCCCUGAAGCUCAGCCUUCAGAAGGAGCAGGCCAAACACCGCCGGUUCCAGGAAGAAUAUGACGGCAUGGUGGCUCAGCUCCACAGCCAGAUCCGGCAGCUUCAGCAGGAACGAGAGGAGUAUUACAACCAGAGCCAGGAGAUGAAGACCAAACUGGAAGAUUGCUCCAACGUAAUCCGAGAUCUGCGGUCUGAGCUGAAGAAAUCCAACAACAAGGUGUGCCACACAGAAUUGCUGCUGAGCCAAGUUUCACAGAAGCUUUCCAACAGCGAGUCUGUGCAGCAGCAGAUGGAGUUUUUGAACAGACAGCUGCUGGUGCUUGGAGAGGUGAACGAGCUGUACCUGGAACAGCUUCAGAACAAGCAUGCCGACACCACCAAGGUAACUUUUGCUCGACCCAAUUCGUGUUAG